GCCACCAUGAUCACCCACCUCGACUUCGCCGCUCGGGACGUGGCCACAAAACGGGCUCUGGAGAGUCUAUCGCUCUCCGUCGCCAAAUGCAAAAAAAUUGUCGUCGUUACGGGGGCCGGGAUCUCAUGCUCUUCUGGAAUUCCCGAUUUCCGCUCCUCUGACGGUCUCUACGCGCUUGUAAAGGAGCAAUACCCCGACGUUGUGCUCAAGGGGCGCGACCUCUUCGACGCGUCGCUAUUCCGCGACUCGACAUCAACCGCUGUCUUCCACACAUUCAUCGCCCAACUCAAACAGUCGAUCGACGCUGCCGAACCUGGCCCAACACACCAUUUUAUUCAGACGCUCGACGGCAAAAAGAAGCUACUCCGCUCGUAUACACAAAACAUUGACGGUUUCGAGGCAAGGGUUGGGCUGCUGGGUAGUGGGAGCCACGAAGCGAAAUCCGAGGGCAAGGGAAAGUCCAAGCUACGGACUAAGGAUGUGAAGAACGUCCAACUCCAUGGCGAUAUUCAUCGCGUCCGAUGCAGGUCGUGCUCUGCCGAGUAUCCUUGCUCACGGGAGUAUUUGGACAUUUUCCUUCAAGGCGACGCGCCAGAUUGUCCGGAAUGUCUUGGACGAGCGAAAGCACGAGCCGCCCGUUCAGCGCGAACCAUCAAAGUCGGCUCAUUACGUCCCGCCAUCGUUUUGUACGAUGAGCCCCAUCCUCUCGGCGACGAAAUUGGUCUGAUACAAUCGUCUGACCUCACACGCAAGCCCGACAUGCUCAUUAUCAUGGGCACUUCACUGAAAGUGCACGGUCUGAAGAAACUCGUCAAGGAGUUUGCUAGGACCGUUCACGGCCACUCAACCGAUAGUCCUAAACCCAACAGCAAAAAGCAUGCGGGCAAGGUCAUCUUCGUCAACAGGACACCGCCAUCGUCUGAAUGGAAUGGGAUUAUCGACUUUCACGUUGAGGGAACGACGGAUGAGUGGGUUGCGCGCGUGCUUGAGGAGUGGAAAAAGUCGCGUCCACAAGACUGGGAAGUACAGAAGACGCUGGUGGCGGCGGAGAACGGGGAUGUGAGUAUGAGCAGCCCGCUCAACUUCAAGGUGGUCGCAUCGACCAAAGACAGGACCAAAAAAGAGACCAAGAAGAAGCCGCGAAACGACGGAGAAAAUGUGCCUCCUACUCACGAGUCGACCGACAUGGUGCUCAGCACUCCGGAUAUUGCUGCGACAAUUGCGAAAAGCGGGGCAUUCUUCACGCAAACUCCUCCAUUAUCGCCAAGCAAAAGGAGGCAAACCAACUCGCACUAUACGUCCGAAUCGAGCCCGUCGAAGAGGAGAACGUUGUCACCCAUGAAGGGGUUGGAUGAUUCAGCGCGAGGGUUGUUGUUUGGUGUCCCUCAAACAAGUUCGAUGGAUUUGGAUGUCUUUGACGACUUGUCGAUGGAGAGUCCGGUCAAGUCCAAGGCGAAGCCGUUGAGGAGAGGUCGAAGCACAGUGCGCCCACUUGAGCUAUAG
This is a messenger RNA of Mycena indigotica, 1503 nucleotides long. RefSeq names its product HST3 protein. Gene Ontology annotation, molecular function: NAD+ binding. The record is from RefSeq and is a predicted model, not a curated record. The coding region runs from base 7 to 1503 and encodes 498 amino acids. NCBI's taxonomy places the organism in Eukaryota, Fungi, Basidiomycota, Agaricomycetes, Agaricales, Mycenaceae. The transcript has 4 exons.